GAGGAGGAGAGCAUCCUUAAUGAUUCUGCGCUAGCAAGCGGCUCUAUAUCAACAAACCCCGGGCCUUCACCGAUCUAAAGCACAUCCACACCUGAUAUAUCACACAUCGCAUCAUGGAUAACUCCGGCAAAGAGAAGGAGGCAAUGCAGCUGAUUGCAGAGGCGGACAAAAAAGUCAAAUCGUCGGGUUCGUUUCUCGGAGGGAUGUUCGGGGGUAACCAUAAAGUAGAAGACGCGUGUGAAAUGUAUGCAAGAGCCGCCAACAUGUUCAAGAUGGCUAAAAACUGGAGUGCCGCAGGGAAUGCAUUCUGUCAGGCCGCAAGACUUCACAUGCAGAUGCAAAACAAGCUGGACUCUGCCACCAGUUUCGUUGAUGCCGGGAACGCGUACAAGAAAGCUGAUCCUCAUGAGGCUAUCAACUGUUUGAACGCGGCCAUCGAUAUUUACACAGACAUGGGAAGGUUCACGAUUGCUGCCAAGCAUCACAUGACCAUAGCAGAGAUCUAUGAAUCUGAGCUGGUGGAUAUUGAAAAGGCCAUCGCGCAUUAUGAGCAGGCGGCGGAUUAUUAUAAAGGCGAAGAGUCGAACAGCUCGGCUAAUAAAUGUCUGCUGAAGGUGGGCUCAUACAGCGCUCAGCUGGAGCAAUACCCCAAAGCCGUGGAGAUCUUCGAGCAGGUAGCGAGCAGCACGAUGGACAAUCCUCUGCUGAAAUACAACGCUAAAGAGUAUUUCUGGAAGGCAGCUCUGUGUCACUUCAUCGUGGAUGAAUUAAAUGCUAAGCUUGCCGUGGAGAAGUACGAAGGCAUGUUUCCGGCGUUCUCUGAUUCCAGAGAAUGUAAGCUGUUGAAGAAACUUCUGGAGGCGCACGAGGAACAGAACAGCGAAGCGUUCACUGAGGCUGUGAAGGAGUUUGAUUCGAUCUCUCGUCUGGACCAAUGGCAGACCACCAUGCUGCUGCGUAUAAAGAAGACCAUCCAGGGUGACAGUGGAGACCUGAAGUAAUGCGUCUCAGAGAAACCCGCUGGUGUUGACUUUCAUUUCUUACCGUAUUGUAUGUGUGUGUGUGUGUGACAAUCUGCUAUGGUGACAAAAUAACAGUAAGCAGCAUUCACGAGCGAUUUACAUUGCGAGUGAAAGACCUUCAAGAGAUCUGAAGUGAAUAUUGUUAACUCACUCCUGGAAGCUGUCCCUUUACUUCAGCAUAAAGAAAUCUUUACCGUACCCGUGCGUGGCAUGAAUCUUUCUAUCGUUCACUGUAAUGUUCUCACCGAUGUUGUCGUGCAUGAUAAAUGUUGUGUGUUCAUGUGGUGUUUAAUAUCAGAAUAUUGUGCGUGCACUUUACUUCAGAACUUAUUAAAUGUCUGUUUAGGUGGAAAACAUGAUGCCUUUGACUAGUCUUUGAACAUUUUUGUGCCAUUGGUUUCAAAAAUGAAGCUUCACACUGUAUCGUUAUCACACGCGUGUCACUCAAGUCUGAACGUUUGCUUUCCUCAUUAAACUAAACGUACAAUAAAAGUAGAAUCAUGUGAAAUCACAGAAAGCUUUGAUUCUCUAAUGUUGUGAAAUAUGUACAUAUCUGUUUCUGUUCAUAUUAUUUGAGCUUUCGUGUUUUUACAGGUUGUUUGACAUGGAUAUAGACACAUGGGUGUUUUUGGACACAGAUGACUUUUAUGAAUUGUAACAAUUGUUAAAGAGUUUAUUGUUCGAGUCAUCUUGUGCUUUGAAGUUCUGUAUUGUGUUCUGUUUAUUUUAAUGAAGAAUACUUUAAAUUAUGAAGUGAAUUGAUCUACAGUAUCAGACAUUUAAUAGGUUGAAUAACUGUCAGAGAAUCAAAAAUGGAAAUGUAAAAGAGAUGGCAGACAUUUCAAUAAAUGUUC
Messenger RNA from Triplophysa rosa, 1876 nucleotides. It is a transcript of the gene napba, whose product is annotated as N-ethylmaleimide-sensitive factor attachment protein, beta a. The coding region runs from base 114 to 1001 and encodes 295 amino acids. NCBI's taxonomy places the organism in Eukaryota, Metazoa, Chordata, Actinopteri, Cypriniformes, Nemacheilidae. Gene Ontology annotation, cellular component: vacuolar membrane; synaptobrevin 2-SNAP-25-syntaxin-1a complex; terminal bouton. The transcript has 11 exons. Gene Ontology annotation, biological process: synaptic transmission, glutamatergic; SNARE complex disassembly; intracellular protein transport. Gene Ontology annotation, molecular function: syntaxin binding; soluble NSF attachment protein activity. The record is from RefSeq and is a predicted model, not a curated record.